UCCAAACGCCCCGAAAACCACUACCAUCUCAAAACCCUAGUAAAAAAUCACGCCAAGAUUUUUAUCCCAAGCUCGCAUGCGCAUAUUUUCCACUUUCAAAAUCUCAUCCUCUUUAGUUGGCCACAAUUUAUUCUCUCGUCUCUCCCUGCGUCGAUCGCACGCGCCAUUUCCCGAACCCUCAAUGGCCACCACCACCGAGGAAUCCCUCCGGCGAGACUUCGCCGCCAAGCAAUCCGCUGUCGAGGCCCAGGGAAACGCCAUUAGGGCCCUCAAAGCCGCCACAGCUACCAAGCCGGAAAUCGACGCCGCGAUCGAGGCCUUGAACCAGUUGAAGAUUGAGAAGGCGGCGGUUGAAAGGGAGCUCCUGAGUGUUAUUAGUGGUGGCAGCGGGGAUGGCUCCGUUAGCCGAGAGGCGUUUCGUCAGGCUGUGCUUAACACUCUUGAGCGGCGUUUGUUUUACAUUCCGUCGUUUAAGAUUUACCGAGGUGUCGCUGGGCUUUAUGAUUUCGGGCCUCCCGGUUGCGCCGUUAAGUCUAACGUUCUUGCUUUCUGGCGUCAGCAUUUUGUUCUUGAGGAGAACAUGCUGGAGGUUGACUGCCCAUGUGUGACUCCUGAGGUUGUCCUGAAAGCUUCUGGUCAUGUUGAUAAAUUCACUGACCUUAUGGUUAAGGAUGAGAAAACAGGGACUUGUUAUCGUGCUGACCACUUGCUUAAGGAUUUUUGCAAUGAGAAGCUUCAGAAAGACCUUACCAUAUCCACAGAGAAGGCUGCUGAAUUUAGGCAUGUGCUUGCAGUCUUGGAUGAUCUCUCAGCUGAAGAGCUGGGUGCAAAGAUCAAAGAGUAUGGUAUUACAGCUCCAGACACAAAGAAUCCACUUUCUGAUCCGUAUCCAUUCAACUUAAUGUUUCAAACAUCAAUUGGCCCGUCUGGUUUGCUCCCUGGGUAUAUGCGUCCUGAGACAGCACAAGGCAUAUUCGUGAAUUUUAAAGAUUUGUACUAUUACAAUGGGAACAAGCUCCCUUUUGCUGCAGCUCAAAUUGGUCAGGCUUUCAGAAAUGAGAUAUCUCCUCGCCAAGGUCUUUUGAGAGUUCGUGAAUUUACACUAGCAGAGAUUGAGCACUUUGUUGAUCCUGAGGACAAAUCUCACCCUAAAUAUUCAGAAGUUGCAAACUUGGAGUUCUUGAUGUUUCCAAGGGAAGAACAAAUGUCAGGCCAAUCUGCAAAGAUAAUUUGCCUUGGUGAAGCUGUUUCAAAGGGAAUUGUAAACAAUGAAACUCUUGGCUACUUCAUUGGGAGAGUUUAUCUCUUCCUAACUCGCCUUGGUAUAAACAGAAAACGUUUGCGGUUCCGUCAACAUCUUGCCAAUGAAAUGGCUCACUAUGCUGCUGACUGCUGGGAUGCUGAGAUUGAGUCUUCCUAUGGGUGGAUUGAGUGUGUUGGUAUUGCAGAUAGAUCUGCAUAUGACUUGCGUGCUCACUCUGAUAAGAGUGGUGUACCUCUUGUUGCUGCUGAGAAAUUUUCAGAACCUCGGGAAGUGGAGAAAUUGGUUAUAGCUCCUGUGAAAAAAGAGCUAGGUCUUGCAUUCAAGGGAAACCAAAAGAAUGUGGUUGAAGCGUUGGAGGCAAUGAACGAGCAAGAAGCUUUGGAGAUGAAGGCUGCACUGGAAUCCAAAGGAGAGGUGGAGUUUCAAGUCUGCACCCUUGGGAAAAAUGUGUGCAUUAAGAAGAACAUGGUCUCAAUUUCAAAGGAGAAAAAGAAAGAACACCAGAGAGUUUUUACACCAUCAGUAAUUGAGCCAUCGUUUGGUAUUGGACGGAUAAUAUAUUGCCUAUAUGAACACUCUUUCUACACAAGGCCAAGUAAAGCUGGGGAUGAACAGUUAAAUGUAUUCCGUUUCCCCCCACUUGUGGCGCCUAUUAAGUGCACAGUUUUCCCACUGGUUCAGAAUCAACAGUAUGAGGAAGUUGCCAAAGAGAUUUCCAAGUCAUUGACAGUCGCCGGAAUCUCACAUAAGAUAGACAUUACAGGCACGUCAAUUGGGAAGCGGUACGCAAGAACAGAUGAACUUGGUGUACCCUUUGCAAUCACUGUGGAUUCAACAUCCUCGGUGACAAUCCGAGAAAGGGAUAGCAAGGAUCAAAUCCGCGUUAACGUGGACGAGGCAGCGACAGUCGUGAAGGCUGUAACCGAUGGACUAAAAUCAUGGGAAGAUAUAUGGUCUAGUUACCCUCAUCACUCCUCAGAAUCCGCUGAUGAUUAAUUUAUGAAUGCCACUAUUGGUUUUGACAUAUCAUACAAAACCUUUUGAUGCCUCUUGAGCACCUAUGAUUUGGGAAAAUAGAAAUAUGUAAAACACAAUUCUCUGUGCACAUUUCAGGAGUAUUGUCAUCUUUUUUGUGUUUGAUUACAGGACCAAUAAUUGUUAAUCUGUCAGGUUUGUGUUCUAAUUUAUACUAUUUUGCAGAAUUUUGCUUUUCCAGGA
Pistacia vera is the source of this 2482-nucleotide messenger RNA. Its product is annotated as glycine--tRNA ligase, mitochondrial 1-like. The record is from RefSeq and is a predicted model, not a curated record. Lineage: Eukaryota; Viridiplantae; Streptophyta; Magnoliopsida; Sapindales; Anacardiaceae. Bases 77 to 2260 code for a protein of 727 amino acids. Gene Ontology annotation, cellular component: cytoplasm; mitochondrion. Gene Ontology annotation, molecular function: glycine-tRNA ligase activity; ATP binding. The transcript is spliced from 9 exons. Gene Ontology annotation, biological process: mitochondrial glycyl-tRNA aminoacylation.